Messenger RNA from Xiphophorus hellerii (green swordtail), 4107 nucleotides. It is a transcript of the gene ush1gb, whose product is annotated as Usher syndrome 1Gb (autosomal recessive). The coding region runs from base 1763 to 3196 and encodes 477 amino acids. NCBI's taxonomy places the organism in Eukaryota, Metazoa, Chordata, Actinopteri, Cyprinodontiformes, Poeciliidae. Gene Ontology annotation, molecular function: protein binding. The record is from RefSeq and is a predicted model, not a curated record. The transcript has 3 exons.
UGCACUACAGAAGAUUUAGUACACACAGUAAAACACAGCUGUAGCAAAGAUUUAUGCUGCAGCUAGAUAAAGUCUAACUCAAAUUGUCAAAAAUAUGUAUGUCCUUUAAAAAUAAAUAAAAAUGCUUAUUAGCAUUUUUAUUUCUUAAAAAUAUAAAAGGAACUGUACAUAAUUGUAGUAAUACAAAUAAUCUGCAGCUUUAAAAAUAAAUCAAAUAUAAAUAUUUGUAUAUGAAAGCGGAAAAAGUUAUUGGCUCAGAGUGGGUGGACCUGGCUAAACUGGAUUUACCAAAUGAUACCUUUGGAAAUAAUACAAAGUAUGAAGAAUGGAUAAAAUGCAUAAGUUUGAGCUGCCUACUUUCUGAAUCAAUUUGCUAGUCAGUCAAACUAAAAUGGAAAAAUAAUUUCUGUACCUACUGGAUGUGAGGGCAUUCGGUCAAAUAUACUUUAAAUUAGUUUAUAGUGAAAAUACGUUCGUAAUUGUGUGACUAUUAAGAAUAUAUAUUUUUUUAAUUUGGGUUUUGGAAUUUGAUCCGAGUAGGACAUCUGUACUAUAAUCUGCGUAUCUUUGUAGAAACAUGACCGAGUGAGCGCUCUUACGAGUAAACAAUAUCUGACGUAUUAUUCUUCAGUAACCUUGGCAACAAGAAUUUAGGCAGUUGGGGAGGCCGUAAACGUUUAUACGCUUUGUACGUACCUUGGAAAACUUUCGUCUUUGUAAGUAUUUAUGUGUUUGUAAAGCGCCUGUUGUUUUUUGGCAGAUAAAAUGUAGAGCAGUGUGCAUCUUUGAGUGUGGAUUUAAGAGGAGUGAUGCAUUUUUUUCUUUGUUAUAUUUUCAGUUACAAAAACAUUUUGAAUGUAGCAAGGUGAGUGCAUUAGCUAAUAAUGUAUUUUUUCCCCUCCAGCUUAUAAAAAUCAAGGUUUUUGUGGAAACCUUUUACUAGUUGUUCGCUAACGUGUAGCUAAUGACGUGUUGUGAGGACAGUGACCCCCUGGUGACCCCGACAUGGCGAUUUCUGACAAGCAAGGGAUAUAAAGUAAAAUGUUUGAGAACCUACUGAAUAUGACUGCAUGCAACUGAAUCAGACUUUCAACUAUUUUUUUUAAAGAAUCUCACUGGCCUUAAAGAAAAUACAUGGUCAGAACUGAAAAGUCGUGUGCAGCAGACGGCAACCUGUUUGGCCCAAAUCAUAUAAUUUGAAAGGUAAUUCUACCAAAGAAUUCUAAGGAAAUGUAUGUCAAAUGUAAAGGUAACAUCCAAAAAUGUCUCAUUCCAACAUUUAUUGUUUAAUCUGUUUCAAUGUCAAACGGUAGGGAAGGAAAGUGUGUUUGUCCUUGUUCUAUUUCUUGUUAUUGGAACAAGAAAAGAUCAUUCGAGCAGUCGGGCUGUUUUUGAUUUUAAUAUUUGAUCAUUGUACACCUCACCAACACUUAAAAGUUGUGGGGGUUGUAACUAAAAACAUCUAUGUAAAAACAAUAACAUUAAAGAGGAUGCUGAAAUUUAACUUGUCGGGAUUCGAAAUUAUCUUCAAAACUGAAGGAUGCUCCAGGUUCGACCUAUACGUGAAGCGGGGCGCGUCUUUACGUGGAGACAACUCCGCCCAUUCCUGACUUACAGCAGGCCGACGUCUCUAAGCAACCAGCUGCCCAGCGUUGGGCUCUGCAGGCCGCAGAAUCAACAGCGUCCCGGACAGAACCAAGAAGUCAGCUCUUCAAAGGGACUAAAGGUUAUGGACUGGAGCUGGAAUUGAGCCAAGGCCGCCAUGAAUGACCGGUACCACCGGGCGGCCCGGGACGGCUACCUGGACAUCCUGAAGGAAGCCACUCGGAAGGAGCUGAACGCCCCGGACGAAGAUGGGAUGACGCCGACCUUAUGGGCCGCUUACCACGGCAACCUGGAGGCUCUCCGGCUCAUCGUUGGCAGAGGAGGUGAUCCAGACAAAUGUGACAUCUGGGGGAACACGCCGCUCCACCUGGCAGCUGCCAACGGCCACCUGAGUUCGCUCUCCUUCCUGGUAGCUUUCGGUGCCAACCUUUGGUGUCUGGACAAUGACUAUCACACACCUCUGGACAUGGCAGCUGCCAAGGGCCACAUGGAUUGUGUUCGAUAUCUGGACUCCACCGCCUCCAAGCAGAUCACCCUCAACCCAAAGCUGGUCAGUAAGCUGAAGGACCGAGCAUUUCGGGCUGCGGAGCGUCGCAUCAAAGACUGUGAGAAGCUCCAAAUGAGGCACCGGGAGCGCAUGGAGAGGAAGUUCAUGAAGGAGUCAGUGGCUCUGGAUAACCUGGAUGCUAUUAGCUUCUCCAGCUACACCAGCAGCAGCACGCUAAGCCCCAAGUUCAACACAGUCACCUCCAACAUGCCAUAUUCACAGGCUACGCUGCAUUCAACAGCCAAGGGCAAGGCCAAGAUUCAGAAGAAACUGGAAAAGAAGAAGCAGGUUGAUGGAACGUUCAAAAUCUACGAAGAUGGGAGAAAGAGUAUCCGCUCGCUCACUGGCUUGCAGCUCGGUAGCGACGUCAUGUUCCUCAAACAAGGCACCUAUGCCAACCCCAAAGAGCGGGCCCGUCUCAACAUCCGGGACAUGUUCCCCCGGGAAAAUUAUGACGAUGUUGACACAGUUUCUCGUGCCAUGAGUGACCCAGGCCUCUAUGAAGCUGCUUAUUCAGAAAUCAGUGCAGACUCUGGGCGGGACUCCCUUUUCACACGACCUGGGCUUGGCACCAUGGUGUUUAGAAGGAACUAUAUGACAGGUGGCAUGUUCGGGAUUGGAGGACGAGAUGAAGGAAGUGUUGUAGGAAGUGAACCUGUUGGUCGAGCACCUAAUGUCCGUCUGCGUGGACGCCUGCCUCAGUGCUCUCCUAGCUUUGAUGAAGACAGUAUUGGCAGCGCGUUUAGCCUACAGGAGAGGAACCUGCAAGAAUUACCUUGGGAAGAGGUUGACAUCGGGUUGGAUGAGGAUAUGGAGCCAGAGAAUAACUCUCUGGAAACUUUUCUUGCCUCUCAGGGCCUGAGUGAAUUCUUGUCGAUCCUCAGUCGGGAGAAGAUUGACUUGGAAGCACUGUUGCUAUGUUCAGAUCAGGACCUCAGUAGCAUUCAUAUCCCAUUAGGCCCUAGAAAAAAGAUGCUAGAUGCCUGCAAGAGGCGUCUCGAUGUUCUCGAAGAACCAGAAGCUAUUGAGGACUCUGCGCUUUGAGACUUUAUCUGUUUUAUAGCGGGAGUAUCAUCUUACAUCUUCAUUCCCAGCAGAUAGAUUCAUGACAGACUUUGGCUAAUAUCAUGGGGCAAAACAGCACAUGUAUUGUCUUUGAUCAUUUUAAUCACUAAUCAGCAGGAAAUAGUACUUUUUGGUUCCAAUUCAAAAUCAUCAAAGGUUAAGCAUGUCAACAAACUCGAUUAUGGCCUUUAAUGGUUCGAUCACUGGUGUGGGUUUGUUUAUCUCCAAAAAAAUCAUUGCCACCAUCUUGUGGCUACCAUCUGUAACUGCACUCAAUUUCAUGCUGUAGGUUCUCCUAGAUAAGAAUUGUCAAGAAUAUAGUUUACUUGAAUAAGACAGAUUUACAUAAAUCUAAAUCUGUCUCCAUAUUAUGAGUCUACACACAAAUAUUAACAAACUAAAUAAAACUAAUUACAAAUUUUACAAUAAGAUACAGGUUUUGGUUUUAACAUUUUUCCACAAACAGGUAGGUUUCUAUUGAUUCACCUCCAAUAAAUUCUGCUUUAUUGUUACUGAACAUUUCUAUUGCUCCAUUGAAGAAAAAAUCUCAAUUCAAAUAUUGUACUAUAAAACAAAAUAUUUUUGUUUGGCACAUGUACAUUAUUGACCAUACUGUAUGUUUGUGAUAGACACUAAUCUGAGACUGCUGCAGACAUGGUGGUAACAGUAAGACGAUGUGGUGUCAGGACUAAGUUACGUGAGUUUGCGAAAGAUAAAGCUGCAGUUUCAGGUUGCUGCAUGUCGCAUCACCUUUCAGUUCUGGAUGUAUCUGCACCAGAGGGCAUGACCCUGCAUGUAUGAUCAUUUUUAUUUUUUUGUAAUAACUGCCUGAAAAUGUUCACACAAACAUUAUAUCUUUUAGUAAAAUAAAGUAAACGAGUUCAUUGUGA